GAACAGUUUUAUUGAUUAAACUGGAUUUAUUUACUUUGAAAAACAAAUCUGUUUUAAUUUUAUUGUUAACAGAAUGAAUACAUGUACGUUUAAUGUAAACAGUUUCAGUUCGAUUUAUUAAAGAUAAACUACUAUAUGAGUACUGGUUUCCCAGUAGUUUCCGGACCCAAGUAGUUUUCCAGACCUUUUACAUUUAGUUUAAACUGUAUUUAUUUCCACAAAUUGUAUAUACAAACAUGAGUACUAUAUUCAAAUUAACAAAGUUUGAUAAAUAGACAUACAUCAAUCAAACAAACAAAGAAAUUUUCAAUCGAAUGGAUUGGAAAACAAGCUACUUAAAACUUAUAUGAAUUCCGCUCCAUAAGAAAAACAGAGGUUAAAUGAAAAAUAGUAACUAGGCUGUGAAGCUGACAUCUUGGACUUUUUGGACGCGACUGAAUAAACAAUGGCAGAUAAGGCUGCAAUUCAGGAAGAAAUAAAGAAACAAGGAGAGAUUGUGAGACAACUUAAAUCAGAAAAGGCUGACAAGGAUGUGAUAUCGGAGGAAGUUGCCAAAUUACUAGAAUUGAAAGCUCAAUUAGGAGAUGAGGCUUCAAAAAAUUUUGUGCUCAAAUGCCCAAAGGGCACUCGAGACUACAAUCCCCUGCAGAUGUCAAUACGAGAAGGUGUAUUUAAAACCAUCAUAAGCUGCUUCAAACGUCAUGGGGCUGAAACGAUAGAUACACCAGUAUUUGAAUUGAAGAAUGAAGAUUCACAUGUGGCCUAGGAAUCAUCAAGAUAAACAUUCUGACCAAGUUUCAUGAAAAUAUGGUCUUAAAUGUGGCCUCCAGAGUGUUAACAAGCUUUUCUUUUGACUUGACCGGGUGACCUAGUUUUUGAUCCAACAUGACCCAGAUUUGGGCUUGGCCUAGAGCUCAUCCAGAUAAACAUUCUGACCAAGUUUCACAACGAUAGGGUCAUAAUUGUGGCCUCUAGAGUGUUAACAAGCUUUUCAUUUGAUUUGACUGGGUGACCUAGUUUUUGACCAAACAUGACCCAGAUUCGAACUUGGCCUAGAGGUCAUCAAGAUAAACAUUCUGACCAAGUUUCACAAAGAUAGGGUCAUAAAUGUGGCCUCUAGACUAGAGACUAGUAGAGUGUUAACAAUUUUUUCCUUCCAUUUGACCCGGUGACCUAGUUUUUGACCCCAGAUGACCCAAUAUUGAACUCGUCCAAGUUUUUUUUAGGGUAACAUUCUGACCAAGUUUUAUUAAGAUUGGACCAAAACUGUGACCUCCAGAGUGUCACGGACGACGGAUGACAGACACAGGGCGAUCACAAAAGCUCACCUUGAGCACUUUGUGCUCUGGUGAGCUAAAAAUCUGGAGGUGUUCAGCUACAAUAUCUGCCAUUUAUAAGUCUCUGUGGUCAAUUUAUUUUCGAGAAGAUUACUGCAAAAAGUGAAUCAAACAAUGCACAGUGCCUUGAACAUUUAUAGGCCUCUCCUCUACCUCCUUGGCAUAACUGAAGUUGAAGACUACCUGUCUGCCAAGUACUUUUUCCUGUACUUUGCUAAAUUGAGCCUAUUUACUGUUUAAAGAUAAAUCUGCAAUCUUAAGAGUAGCAGUCAACAUUCAAUUCUGUAGUUAAGGCCAAAGUUAAAAAUAUGUUUGUUUGCUGUCUCCCUAUCUACCCACUUAAAAUGCUGCGCCCCAAAAGUUUUUAUUGGACAAUGCUGGUCAAAAUUUUUUCUUUAAGUUGCGAUAUGACAAGUGCCGCAUAUUUUUCAAGUACAUGUAAGCAAAACAGUAAGUAAGAAAGUUUAAAUUGUACUAUAUUUGAUUUCAUCCUUUUAUACUACAUAUAAAGAUUUGUCUUAUUUUUUCAGAAGAAAUAUUCUGUAAGAAACGGUCAUAUAUAUAUACUGGUAAAUGUAUAAUCCCAACACCAAAAAAAAUAUAAAAAAAAUUGCCUACCUACCUACCCAACUUUAAAAAGUAGGGUUGGGAGACAGCAAACAAUUUUAAAUGUGGCCUAAGUAUCUGAGUGACUUCAGGACACUAAUGCGGUUACUGUCAGCUGAAUGCUUGUCAGAAGUUUCAAAAUGUCUAUAUUAAAAUAAAACUUUCACAAGACAGCAUUUUUUAAUGUUAUUUUGAAGGUGUCAGAGACAAAUUUACCUUUA
This is a messenger RNA of Mercenaria mercenaria, 2164 nucleotides long. RefSeq names its product histidine--tRNA ligase-like. The record is from RefSeq and is a predicted model, not a curated record. Gene Ontology annotation, cellular component: mitochondrion. Gene Ontology annotation, molecular function: ATP binding; aminoacyl-tRNA ligase activity. The transcript is spliced from 5 exons. Lineage: Eukaryota; Metazoa; Mollusca; Bivalvia; Venerida; Veneridae. Bases 446 to 766 code for a protein of 106 amino acids. Gene Ontology annotation, biological process: tRNA aminoacylation for protein translation; mitochondrial translation.